This is a messenger RNA of Rhododendron vialii, 2515 nucleotides long. RefSeq names its product SNARE-interacting protein KEULE-like. NCBI's taxonomy places the organism in Eukaryota, Viridiplantae, Streptophyta, Magnoliopsida, Ericales, Ericaceae. The record is from RefSeq and is a predicted model, not a curated record. Bases 230 to 2227 code for a protein of 665 amino acids. The transcript has 21 exons. Gene Ontology annotation, cellular component: secretory granule; plasma membrane. Gene Ontology annotation, biological process: vesicle-mediated transport; intracellular protein transport. Gene Ontology annotation, molecular function: syntaxin binding.
GUUUGCCUCAGGCAAGUCAAUACAUCAACCCCAAUAAUUACCUUUUCGGGACUCUCUCUCUAUCUCUCAAAACCCCAAUCUCUCAAAAACCCCAAUCUGUUUUUCUCUCUUUGUAAAGCUAGUAUCUGGAUUUUGAUCAGUACGAUCUGUUAAAUCCGUUAACCCUAUUCUUCUGUUUCAAUAGAUUGAUCGGUUACAGAACAAAAGUGAAUCCGGAGAUUGAAUCGCCAUGUCAAUGUCUGAUUCUGAUACGUCGUCUCAGGGCAGCGAGUACAGGAACUUCAGGCAACUUACUCGUGACCGACUAUUGUAUGAAAUGCUUCGAUCAACCAAAUCUGGGGACUCGAAAUCAACAUGGAAGGUACUUGUCAUGGACAGAGUGACUGUCAAAAUAAUGUCUUAUGCAUGCAAGAUGGCUGAUAUAACAGAGGAAGGAGUUUCAUUGGUGGAAGACAUAUACAGGAGAAGGCAGCCAUUGCCCACCAUGGAUGCCAUUUACUUCAUGCAGCCAACAAAAGAGAAUGUUAUUGUGUUUCUGUCCGACAUGACUGGAAGAGCACCUCUGUAUAAAAAGGCAUUCGUUUUUUUCAGUUCACCUGUUCCACGUGAAUUGGUUAGUCAUAUCAAGAAAGAUGGAAGUGUUUUAGCUCGCAUAGGUGCCUUGAGAGAGAUGAACCUGGAGUACUUUGCCAUUGAUAGUCAGGGAUUUGUCACUGAUAAUGAGAGGGCUUUAGAGGAACUUUUUGGGGAUGAGGAGAGUACUCGCAAAGGUCAUGCAUGUUUGAAUGAAAUGGCCACUCGGAUUUCUACGGUUUUUGCUUCAUUACGGGAAUUUCCUUUCGUACGCUAUCGUGCAGCCAAAUCCCUUGAUAUGAACACAAUGACAACAUUUCGUGAUCUAAUCCCCACAAAGCUUGCUGCUGGUGUUUGGAAUUGUCUUGCGAGAUACAAAGCUAACCUCCCUAACUUCCCCCAGACAGAGACGUGCGAAUUGCUUAUUGUUGAUAGAUCUAUAGAUCAGAUUGCUCCUGUGAUACAUGAAUGGACAUAUGAUGCCAUGUGCCAUGAUUUAUUAAAUAUGGAGGGAAAUAAAUAUGUGCAUGAGGCCCCAGGCAAAGUUGCUGGUGUACCCGAGAAAAAAGAAGUCCUUUUGGAGGACCAUGAUCCUAUCUGGCUAGAGCUUCGGCAUGCACAUAUCGCAGAUGCUAGUGAACGACUACAUGAGAAGAUGACAAGCUUCGUAUCAAAGAAUAAAGCUGCGCAAGUUCACCAUGGUUCUAGAGAUGGUGGUGAAUUAUCCACUCGUGAUCUGCAAAAGAUGGUUCAAGCAUUGCCACAAUACAGUGAACAAAUUGACAAACUCUCUCUCCAUGUAGAUAUUGCUGGAAAAAUCAAUAGAAUUAUCAAGGAUAUGGGACUCAAAGAACUUGGGCAGCUAGAGCAGGACCUCGUUUUCGGAGAUGCAGGAACUAAGGAUGUAAUCAACUUUUUGAGAACGAAACUGGAUGUAACACGUGAAAAUAAGUUGCGCUUGUUGAUGAUUUAUGCAGCAUGUUAUCCUGAAAAGUUCGAGAGCGACAAAAUCACAAAAUUAAUGGAGUUAGCAAGAUUACCCCCUGAGGAUAUGAAUGCUGUGAAUAAUAUGAGAUUGCUUGAGGGAUCAUCAGAUACCAAGAAAAACUCAAUUGGAGCUUUUUCUCUGAAAUUUGAUGUUCAUAAGAAGAAGCAUGCUGCUAGAAAAGAUCGUACUGGUGAAGAAGUGAUGUGGCAGCUUUCGCGAUUUUACCCAAUGAUAGAGGAACUUGUUGAAAAACUUAGCAAAGGUGAGCUACCGAAGAAUGACUACCCAUGUAUGAAUGACCCUAGUCCAACUUUCCAUGGAUCUUCUGGGGCUGCAUCAAAUCCAACUAAUCCUACUUCUGCUCCCCACUCAAUGAGACAAAGACGGGCAACAUGGGCCCGGCCUCGGGCCUCUGACGAUGGAUACUCGAGUGAUUCAAUUCUGAGGCAUGCAUCUAGCGAUUUCAAGAAGCUGGGCCAACGUAUUUUUGUAUUUAUUGUUGGCGGAGCUACUCGAUCUGAGCUACGGAUUUGUCACAAGCUUACAGCAAAGCUCAAGAGGGAAAUUGUGUUAGGCUCAUCUAGUCUUGACGAUCCUCCACAGUUUAUUACGAAAUUGAAGUUAAUGACGGCAGAUGAAUUGUCACUGGAUGAUCUUCAGAUUUAACGACAUUGGUGUAGAUCUCAAAGCUGGAUACAGCAUUUUUUCUCUUGAUUCCAUUUUUAGCUGUGAAUUGAAAUGUCUUGUGCUUUAGCAUGUAUGAUAUGAACAUUAAUUUUUUUUUUCUCUUUAUCCCCAUUUUUCUUGAUUUUGCUGACUGGCUCUUGCCUUCUGUCUAUUGUAAUUGUUAAGUAUUGCAUUGCUUAUUCUUGUUUUCUGUAUUCCUGGUUGUUCUGACAAGCUUUAUGGUGUGUAUACUUCCUGGAUUUAAGCAAAAGGCUGGCUUAACUUUUU